Messenger RNA from Cryptomeria japonica (Japanese cedar), 918 nucleotides. RefSeq lists its product as uncharacterized. Lineage: Eukaryota; Viridiplantae; Streptophyta; Pinopsida; Cupressales; Cupressaceae. Bases 52 to 903 code for a protein of 283 amino acids. The record is from RefSeq and is a predicted model, not a curated record. The transcript is spliced from 4 exons.
GGGUUCAAAGCCCCUAGUGAGAGUGAUUUGAGGGGACCCAUUUUGUCUCAAAUGGUGGAUGAUGUGAAAAAGGAUUUAGAUGAACAACGCCACAUAUGGAGCACUAAAGGUUGCACCAUCAUGACUGAUGGUUGGACGGAUAGGAGAAAUAGAACUCUCCUUAAUUUUCUUGUUUCUUCCGCAGGGGGCACCGUUUUCAUCAAGUCCAUUGAUGCCUCUGCCCAUUGCAAGAAUGCCACCUACCUAUGUGAGCAGAUAGAGGAGGUGAUUGAAGAUGUGGGUGAGGAGAAUGUGGUACAGGUGGUGACCGACAAUGCAGCAAAUUAUGUUGCUGCGGGUAGACUAUUGAUGGAGAGGCACCCAUCUAUAGUUUGGACUCCAUGUGCUGCUCAUUGCAUUGACCUCAUGUUGGAGGAUAUUGGAAAAAUCCCAUGGGUCAAGAGAUGUGUAGAAAGGGCAAGAAAUGUCUGCAAAUUUGUAUAUAAUCAUUCAUGGGUGUUGGCUCUUAUGAGACAAUACACAGAGCAGAAGGAGUUGCAUCGUCCAGGAAUCACAAGAUUUGCCACAAACUUCCUCACAUUGCAGUCCAUGCUUAGGUCUAAGCCUGCCUUGAGACGUAUGAUUGUUGGUGAGGAGUGGUCUUCCUCAUCCUAUGCUACCACCCCUGCAGGGAUAGAGAUGGCAGACUGCAUUUUUGAUGAGCAAGGCUUUUGGGUCCCUUGUGAUGAGAUAGUGAAGUUUGUUAAGCCCUUGGUGGUUUUGUUGCGAGUUGCGGAUGGAGAUAAGCCCGCAAUGGGCUAUAUAUAUGAGGGCAUGGAUAGGGCGAAGGAGGCCAUCAAAUUCGUCUAUGGAGCAGAUGAGAGCAAGUAUGGUCCCAUUUGGGAGAUCAUUGAUAGGAGAUGACAUCAUCAGCUACAU